Molecule: messenger RNA, 1335 nt
Organism: Scomber japonicus (chub mackerel)
Lineage: Eukaryota; Metazoa; Chordata; Actinopteri; Scombriformes; Scombridae
Product: cerebral cavernous malformations 2 protein-like
Biological process (GO): heart morphogenesis
Source: RefSeq, a predicted model, not a curated record
GGUACAGAAGGAGACUGAACCACGAUGGACUAUGAACCCAAGAAGUCCAAGAAGGGUUUUGUCUCUCCCAUUAAGCGGCUGGUCUGGUCCAAAUCUGGUCGCAGGCAGGCAGACCGAACCAGUGUUUACCGCCGGCCGCUGCACACCGUCCCCCUCUACCCCCACUACAUCAUCCACCCUGAAAGACUCAUCUUCGACUACGUGGAGAAGGAGGUCAAGUUCCUUGGUCACCUAACCUGGGUGUCAGUGUCUCUGAACCCCUCCAGCCGAGACGAGCUGCUACAACUACUGGACACAGCCAGGCAGUUGAAGGUGCUGCCUCUGAAGACCAGCGUGGAUCAGGACUGUAUUCUGAGUCUGUCGGCUCGCUGCCUGCUGCUGACGUGGAGAGACAACGAGAAGCUGCUGAUGAGGAUCCCGACGCACGAGAUCGCUGCUGCCUCCUACCUGCGAGACGACGCGCUGCACCUGCUGGUCCUCAAGACAGGUCUGAGAGUGGACACUGUGGUUGCCGGGGACGACAGCCUGGACAGGAAAAAGCCGACCGGCAUCGAUGGGCGACGUCAAACCAUGAGCUGCAACGCUGACCCGCGACCAGCAGGGGGCACCAUGGAGCGCAGACACACCAUCUGUGGAGUGGACUGGAGGCCGUCGCUGUCCAGGAGUAACCACGACAAAAACCAGAAUGUGGACAGAGGAGGAGGAGGAGGAGGAGGAGGUGGUGGGGGAGGAGGGGGAGAGAAAGGGGGAGGAGGGAGUUUAGAGAGGAAGAGAGUGGGAGGCAGCUGGGAGAGGAGGCAGCCGACACGUAAACCAGGAGGGAGCUGGGAGAACCGCAGGGCGAGACCUAUGAGCGGGAGCUGGGGGGUGGGUGUAGGAGGGGGAGGCAGCUGGGAGAAGAGGCAUGGAGGAGGGGUAGGAGGCGGUGGAGGAGGAGGGAGCUGGGAGAGGAGAGGAGGAGGAGGUGGAGGAGGAGGAGGUGGUGGAGGAGGAAGCUGGGAGCGACGGCAGGCCUGCACGGGGAGCUGGGAGCGAGGGAAGAGUUACGGCAGCUGGGAGAGAAGGAACCACAACCCUCUGGAGCCGACGCCGUGUCCUGACGCCUACUGUAACCUGGUCAUCCUGGCUGUGGAGAACAGGGACGCUGCGGAGGAGUACUGUUCCCUGAUCUGUCAGAUGUUCCAGGUCAUUUACGGUCAUCAAACCAUCGAGUGUGUCGACAGGGCCGGUUUCCACCACACUAUGCCGGACCGAUACUGGCUGCAGAGGAGUGACAGCUGUCUGAGUGACAUGUCCUACAGUUAUGAUCCAGAGUUUAGCUGCUGCAGCUCAUAG